AUGGAAUCUUCAAGACGAUAUACUGUAUCUGUAGCUGUUCCUGUGUCUUGCUUAAAUGAGGCUGGCAAUCUGCAAUUGAAAAGUGCCCUUGUUUAUCAGAUUGCAAGACUGGCUAUUGUGUACGAAAUCGAUGAGAUUAUCUUAGUUGCUGAUCCGGAGAGUGUACAACAGACGCAAAAUGCUACUGCUUCCUCUGAUUGCUAUAUACGGGAUCCCUUAAAAUUCUUUUCUGAUAUUCUUGGUUAUAUGGAAACUCCUACCUUUAUGCGUAAAACUCUAUUUCCUUUACUUCCUCAUCUAAAAUAUAUGGGAUUGUUCCCUGUAAUUCAGCUCCGCAACGAUUCUAGUCAAGUACUCGAUAAAAAUUUUCCCUACAAAGAAGGUUAUGUUCUUAACCAGUUUCCUCGCUCCAAAAACAAAUACCUUGUUCAUGCUGGGUUUGAGCAUCCCGUUCAAGUUACUUCUACACAACCUCUUUCAGCCAAAGACAGACUCACCAUUCGGAUGAAGCCACAAGCUCCAAAUGCCGAAGGAUAUUUGCAAGGCGACAUAGUCUCUUGUACAGCUCCUCGUGAAAAAGGAGGAAGGUAUUGGGGAUUUCAAAUUCGCCAUUCCAGUUCGCUAAGCGAUCUUCUCAAAGGACCUUACAAGGGUGGCUAUGAUUUAAAGGUACAAAUAAAUAAUUCCACCCAUGUUUCUCCUGCGGAUUUAUCAAACAACUUAGAAUCCUCUUUCCGUCACGUAUUACUGUUGUUUGGAAAUGCUUAUGAAGACCAACGAGUUGAUGACUUACACACCAUCAAUCCAUUUCCAUUUGUGCUUCCUAUUCAACCAAGGUUAGAGGAAAAUUUUUUGGCCGCCAUGGCUCCUCUCUCUAGCGUUUUGAAAUGUCAUGGACGACACUAG
Molecule: messenger RNA, 906 nt
Organism: Schizosaccharomyces osmophilus
Lineage: Eukaryota; Fungi; Ascomycota; Schizosaccharomycetes; Schizosaccharomycetales; Schizosaccharomycetaceae
Product: SPOUT domain containing methyltransferase
Exons: 2
Coding region: 1-906 (301 amino acids)
Source: RefSeq, a predicted model, not a curated record